AUGAGAGAGUUCUUUGCAUAUCGUGUGCAAGACAGAAUUAAUCAGUUUUCAUUGAUUCUAAAUUCAAGGAGACUCUUCCAACAAUUCUUGGUUGAUGCGUAUACUAUGAUUGAGAGCGAAAGGCUUAACUACAUACGACUUCAACAAAAGAAUCUAAGGUCAGAUAGCUAUGAAAGUCUCUGUGAAUUAAGAAAUAAGGGCCAGCAAGACAUAUCUAAGGUUGGAAAACGAAUCUUUUUGCCUUCUUCGUUUACCGGUGGCGCUAGAUAUAUGAUGCAAAAUUAUUUAGAUGCCAUGGCUAUCUGUAAGUGGUUUGGUUAUCCGGAUUUUUUUAUAACCAUCACUUGCAAUCCAAAGUGGCCUGAGGUUAAAAGGUUUCUUAGAGACACAAAUCUUAAACCUGAAGAUAGGCCUGAUGUACUGAGCAGAUUGUUUAAAAUAAAGUUGGAUUCAAUUUGCAAAGAUUUUAAAGAACGGCAUCUAUUUGGAAAAGUUGCAGCAGUUGUUUACACAAUCGAGUUUCAAAAGAGAGGAUUGCCUCAUGCCCACCUAUGCUUAUUCUUGGAAAAUGAAUCCAAACUUCCGACGGUAGACCAUGUUGAUCCAUUUAUAACUGCAGAAAUCCCUGAUGAAGAUGAAGAUGCAGAAUUAUAUGCGCUUGUGAAAGACUAUAUGAUUCAUGGUCCAUGUGGUAAUGCUAAUUUAAGUUGUCCAUGUAUGGUUGACAAUAAGUGUUCGAAGGGUUUUCCAAAGAAAUUUCAAGAUCAUACUACACUGGAUUCAAAUGGAUUCCCAAUAUACAGAAGAAGAGAUAAUGGUGCUUCUGUAGUAAAAAAUGGAAUCGACUUAGACAACCGAAGUGUUGUGCCAUACAACAAAAAACUUUUGAAACGGUACCAGGCACAUAUAAAUGUUGAGUGGUGCAAUCAAGCCGGAUCAAUUAAAUAUUUGUUUAAAUAUAUAAAUAAAGGCCCUGAUAGAGCAACCGUUGCUGUUGUCCAACAUGAUAAUAACAAUGAAGAACUAGAACAGGACGAGGUCAAAGAAUAUUAUGAUUGUAGGUAUCUCUCAGCUUGUGAGGCAUCUUGGAGGAUCUUCGCCUACGAUGUGCAUUACAGGACUCCUUCUGUUAUAAGGCUGCCUUUCCAUCUUCCCGGAAAACAACCUGUUGUUUUUGGACCCGACGAGGAUAUUAAUCAAGUCCUUAACAAACCAUCUGUCAAAGCAUCAAUGUUUCUUUCCUGGAUGGAACGUAACAAAGACCUGAAUGACACAGUGGCCCGUACACUUACAUAUGUUCAGUUUCCAAGUUGGUAUGUAUGGAAGCUUGAUAAACGUUGUUGGGAACCUAGACAAAGACAUAAGUCAAUUGGGAGAAUUCACGCUGUAAGUCCGUCUCUUGGGGAAGCCUAUUUUUUAAGAAUUCUUCUUAACAAAGUGAAAGGACCAAAAUCUUUUGAUGAUAUUAAAACAGUUGAUGGUAAGGUAUAUGAUACAUUUAGAGAUGCAUGUUAUGCACUCGGUCUUUUGGACGAUGACACAGAAUACAUUGAGGCAAUCAAGGAAGCAAAUGAAACAGGAUCCCCUUCGUAUCUUCGUAAUUUAUUUGCUACUUUGCUAUUAACAAAUACGUUAUCCAGACCAGAGGUUGUAUGGGAAAGCACAUGGAGAUACAUGACAGACGACUUUAUCUACAAACUUAGAAAAUAUCAUCGAGUUCCAGAUGAGCAGCUUAAAAACUAUGUUUUGAGUGAAGUUGAAAAAUUCUUAGCUAGAAACAACUCAUCACUCAAAAGAUUUGAGACAAUGCCGUACCCAGAUAAUGCGUCUAUGUCUGAUUCAGACAAUCGUUUGAUUAACGAUGAGCGUAUCUACGACAAAACCAAUCUUGAAAUUGAAUUUAAUAAUCAACUUAAUUUGCUAACUGAUGAGCAACGGUGGGGUUUUUUUGUGUACGGCUAUGGUGGGACCGGGAAGACCUUCUUAUGGAAGACAUUAUCUGCGGCAAUCAGAUCAAAAGGUCAAAUUGUAUUAAACGUUGCUUCCAGUGGGAUCGCGUCGUUGUUAUUGUCUGGUGGCAGGACCGCGCAUUCCAGGUUUCGUAUUCCAUUGAAUCUUACAGAGGAUUCAGUUUGUAAUAUAAAACCUGAUGGAGAUGUAGCUAGACUACUACACGAAACAAACUUGAUUAUAUGGGAUGAAGCGCCUAUGGUCCAUAAGCAUGCAUUCGAAGCGUUGGAUAGAACAAUGAACGACAUUUUCAAUAUCGACACUUCCAACAGAUCAAAUAUCCGCUUUGGAGGAAAGGUUAUUGUUUUAGGAGGCGAUUUUAGACAGAUCCUUCCUGUUGUUCCAAAUGGUGGAAGACAAGAGAUUGUCAAUGCCUCAUUAAGUUCGUCUUAUCUAUGGGAUACAUGUAAGUUGCUGAGACUAACAAAAAACAUGAGGUUAACAGUUGGAAGUUCAGCAUCGGACGCUGAAGAAAUAAAACAAUUUGCAAAAUGGCUUUUGGAUAUAGGUGAGGGAAAUGUUGGUGGUCCAAAUGAUGGAGAAGCAUCAAUUGAAAUACCAAGCGAUCUUCUGAUCACUGAUACAUCGGACCCCAUUUCAACUUUAAUUGAUUUUGUGUAUCCUUCAAUUCUUCAAAACUUUAACAAUCAAAAUUAUUUCAGUGAGAGGGCUAUACUUGCACCUAAGAACGAGGUUGUGCAUGAAAUUAAUGAUCGGUUGUUGUCACUAUUCCCAGGCGAAGAACGAGAAUAUCUUAGUUCAGACAGUCUUUGUCAGUCUGAAAAUCCAAACGCUACACAACAAAAACUAUACUCUCCUGAUGUGCUUAACGGUCUUAAAGUAUCCGGCUUACCUAAUCAUAGGCUAGCACUAAACGUAGGCGUGCCGGUGAUGCUCUUACGUAACAUUGACCAACAAAAUGGUCUUUGCAAUGGUACACGACUACAGGUCAAAAAAAUGUAUAACCGUGUAAUAGAAGCCGAGAUAAUAUCCGGAGGGAACAUAGGCACUCGCACUUAUAUACCAAGGAUUAGUUUGAUACCUUCUGAUAAAAAAAUUCCUUUUGAGUUUCAAAGGAGACAAUUUCCGUUGGCUGUUUGUUUCGCAAUGACUAUUAACAAGAGUCAGGGACAAUCACUGUCUAGAGUUGGUCUGUAUUUGAAACAGCCAGUUUUCACCCAUGGUCAGCUGUAUGUUGCUUUAUCGAGAGUUAAAACCAGACAAGGAGUUAAACUUCUGAUUUUGGACAAUGACGGCAAACCUACUAAUAAAACGACAAAUGUAGUUUACAAAGAAGUAUUUCAUGACUUGUGA
Messenger RNA from Helianthus annuus (common sunflower), 3324 nucleotides. RefSeq lists its product as uncharacterized. The transcript is spliced from 4 exons. The record is from RefSeq and is a predicted model, not a curated record. Gene Ontology annotation, molecular function: DNA helicase activity. Bases 1 to 3324 code for a protein of 1107 amino acids. NCBI's taxonomy places the organism in Eukaryota, Viridiplantae, Streptophyta, Magnoliopsida, Asterales, Asteraceae. Gene Ontology annotation, biological process: telomere maintenance; DNA repair.